AUGUAUCCCGCCUCUGCCGAAUCCGAUAUGGGAUUGGAUAAUCGCAGACGUUUGUUUAUCACCUGGUUAAUCGAUCGUUCCGUGCAAUCUUACGCUGAGUCAUAUAAGGCUCACGCUAUGCGAGCAGAUCGCCGUUCGCAGUCACCAUCCUCGGACUCUGUCGAGUCACAAAUGUCCUCUGGUCGCGCGUCCCACCACUCGCCUGGUCGUCAUACAUACAACACAUUGGAUGUCUACACCCUAUUCACCAAUGCUGCCACAAUCUUGGCACGUCACUGGGGGUUCUCACGGGACACUGUACUCAUUCAACAUGUUAUCGCUUUAUUUGAAGCUAAUCUGGAUGAUCAGGCAGAACUGUAUUUACCUCAAGUGGAAGCUACUGGCAAUUUGGCCGCUCGUCUUUUGAUCGUUGUCGGACGUCGACUGGCAUGGUACUGCUUCGGUUCCCAAAACCCCGAGGGUGUCUCGUAUCAGCUCAGUUUACGAGCUUGUAUUCCGUUCGAUUUGGAAUCUUGGCUCCGCGGUUUGCAAUCAGACAAUUCUUCGGCUAGUUUUCGGUCGAUCACGAAUAACCGGGAUCUGGCUUCGGAGUUCGACCGAUUGGUUCCUCUGAUUGAUUACGUUGUGGAGCAUAUUCCGCACCAGGCUAGUCAAAUGCACAUCGCAGAGGCCAUGCGCGAUGCGAUCCACGCAAUGCAUGAAAUGGAUUGA
Messenger RNA from Echinostoma caproni, 711 nucleotides. The record is from the annotation of a GenBank genome assembly. Lineage: Eukaryota; Metazoa; Platyhelminthes; Trematoda; Plagiorchiida; Echinostomatidae.